Messenger RNA from Gongylonema pulchrum, 210 nucleotides. NCBI's taxonomy places the organism in Eukaryota, Metazoa, Nematoda, Chromadorea, Rhabditida, Gongylonematidae. The record is from the annotation of a GenBank genome assembly.
AUGGUGGUGGAACUGCUGCGUGAGGAGGAGAACAAGUAUUGCGCGGAUUGCGAGGCGAAGCAACCACGCUGGGCAUCCUGGAACCUGGGCGUUUUCCUCUGUAUCCGUUGUGCUGGCAUACAUCGCAAUCUCGGCGUGCAUCUCACCAAGGUACAGUGCUUUUUCUCUUUCUGUUUUCUCUUUCUCUCGCAUAUCCGUCUUGCAAAUUAG